GGAGAGAGAGGGAGAAAGAGAGAGAGAGAGCGAGCGAGCGAGCGCGCGAGGCAAAGCAAAGCGCGGCUCCAACUGUUGAAUUUUCUCUGAAUUCUCCGCUUACCUGCGGGCGGCUGGUGAAAUGGAUCUGGUUUAUCUGGGAUCGGCGUUCGCUCCGCGUGCUGCCUGGCUAAGACUGGCGACCGUCUAUUUGCAAGGGGCCACCCAUCAAUGAGGCAGAGAAGAAUAUUUGUUUUUUCUUCUUUUUCGUUUGAAAGCCUCCCUACCAUACGUUGCAGAAUUAACUGUGUACUUUGGGUCCGGACUCAAAUAAAGGAGAAAAAAACGGUGCAGAACUGAGACUCGGAACUAGAUCUGUGAGCAAUGUAUUGGGAACCUAUAUUUUUAUUGGGUUUUUUCUUUUAAUUUGAAAGAUUUCUGAUUUAUUUCACACAUAACACUGAGGAAAGGUGGUUAAAAACACUCAGCAAAGCAGGAAUCAGACGCGCCUCUGUGCCAGUGAGUGGAUAACAGCCUUGUUUUCCUGAUCCUCAGUCUCCCGGAGAAAGAGAGUGAGUCAGAGAAGCGUUAGAAAGAAGCUGCAACUAAUGCCUGUGAAGGGAGGAACAUGAGGCGAUAGUCAAUGUGAUUUGUUCCGCUGGAUCUGACUCAUCCAAGCAGAUUGAAACACCUGCAUUUCUGGAUUUGACAUUCAUUUAUUUCAGUCCUCGCUCCCACUCCCUUUGAUUCGGGAAGGAAACAGUGAGGGUGUACGAGACAGAGAGGGGGGAAAUACCGAUGGCAGCGAGAUGCAGCCCUCCGCCGCAAGCAAUGCAAGAUUAGAUCUCUAAAUGCAGCAAAACACUCCCUGAAAACCAACAACCCCGCGGUGCAAUCAGACAUUUCACUACCUCUCACUGCACACGAAGAGGGCUUCAACAAGCUGAGACUUUUUUUUCCCUUCUGUCUCUCCUACCCCUCCACUCCAUCAAUCGCAUCGCAAGCGAUGAGUAGCAAAUAAGCUUUUCUAUCUCUUGCUACAGACCUGUGACCACCCUCCUUUCCUAUGCAUAUAUAAAUACACAUAUUUAAGAAAAAUAUUUUUGAUUUACAAAAACCAAACAACUACUGCCACCGGUUUUUUUAUUAGUGUUAUUAUUUUUAUUAUCCUUUGUACAUCUGCGGGGAUUCAAGGAUCAGGAACACAUCGCCUGCCCGGAGGAGAAGAUCUUUUGCAAAUUUUGUGAUUUUUGAAACCCUCCCACUGCCAAAGUUGGACAGCCGAAGUAACUGCGAGGGGACUGCAAUCACGGCAAGCUCUUGCUGAAACGCUGCCGAAGCUGUUCCCUCCCUCCCCUCAGCCCCCCCGCACACGAUUGCUUCCUCCCUCUGAGCUACAUGGUCUAUUUGCUGCCUCCCAUCCUGUGUCUCUGCAGACGUUUUAGAGCAACAGGUUCAGGAACUUGAAAUAUAGGGGUGGGGAGAGAGAAGGGAAAAAAUAAAAAAAAAAAAAAGAAAAAGGAAGACAAAAAAAGAGCCGUCGGAGGAGGAAGAACAACCCCAGCGCAGGAGGCAAAGAACACGGGGACAACCCCGGUCGUCGCUGCAGCCCCGGUCACCUCCACCCCCUGCUCGGGGAUGUACCUUUCCAUUUGUUGCUUCUUUUUCUUCUGGGCUCCUGCCCUGUCGCUAAAGAACCUGAAUUACUCGGUGCCAGAGGAGCAGGGAGCGGGCACGGUCAUCGGGAACAUCGGACGCGAUGCGCGGCUGGCGGCAGGCACGGGGGGAGGCGGGAUGCUACCUGCGGAGCGUGGCGCUCCCGGUGGCGGCCGCGGCCCCAAGUCCACCUUCCGGGUGCUGGAGAACUCAGCCCCGCACCUCCUGGACGUGGACGGGGAGAGCGGGCUGCUCUACACCAAGCAACGCAUCGACCGUGAGGCGCUGUGCAGGCGCAGCGCCAAGUGCCAGUUGUCCCUCGAGGUGUUUGCCAACGACCAGGAGAUCUGCAUGAUCAAAGUGGAGAUUCAGGACCUGAAUGACAAUGCACCAUCCUUCCCCUCUGACCAAGUGGAUAUGGACAUCUCGGAAAAUGCUGCACCAGGCACCCGCUUCCCCCUCACCAGCGCCCACGACCCAGAUGCUGGGGACAAUGGUCUGCGCACCUAUCUCCUCACCCGUGAUGACUAUGGCCUCUUCUCCCUUGAUGUGAAGUCUCGUGGUGAUGGCACAAAGUUUCCAGAGCUGGUCAUCCAGAAGCCAUUAGACCGUGAGGAGCAGAGUCAUCACACCCUGGUACUGACAGCACUGGAUGGUGGUGACCCACCGCGUUCAGGCACGGUGCAGAUCAAUGUGCGCCUCAUUGACUCCAAUGACAACAGCCCUAUCUUUGAGGCAGCCUCCUACGUGGUAGAGCUGCCGGAGAAUGCACCCCUAGGCACUGCUGUCAUUGACCUCAAUGCCACUGAUGCUGACGAGGGUACCAAUGGAGAGGUGCUCUAUUCCUUCAGUGGCUACGCGCCUGAACGCGUCCGUGACCUGUUUAGCAUCGACCCACAGAGCGGCCUCAUCCGUGUCAAGGGCAACCUGGACUAUGAGGAGAGCGGCCUCAUUGAGAUUGAUGUCCAGGCUCGGGACCUGGGGCCCAAUCCCAUCCCCGCUCACUGCAAGGUCACUGUCCGCCUCAUUGACCGCAAUGACAAUGCUCCCACCAUUGGCUUUGUCUCUGUUCGCCAGGGAGCACUGAGUGAGGCUGCCCCACCAGGCACCGUCAUUGCCCUGGUGCGGGUCACUGACCGUGACUCAGGAAAGAACGGGCAGCUCCAGUGUCGGGUGCUGGGCGGUGGCGGCGGGCCCGGUGCCGUUCCUUUCACCCUGGAGGAGAACUAUGACAACUUCUACACUGUGGUCACUGAUCGACCUCUAGACCGUGAGGCACAAGACGAAUACAAUGUGACCAUUGUGGCACGUGAUGGGGGCAAUCCCCCACUUAACUCCACCAAGUCAUUUUCCGUCCGUAUCCUUGAUGAGAAUGACAACCCACCCCACUUCAGCAAGAACCUUUAUGUCUUACAGGUGCCUGAGAACAACAUCCCUGGAGAGUAUUUGGGCUCAGUCUUGGCCCAGGACCCCGACCUGGGCCAAAAUGGGACGGUGUCUUAUUCCAUUUUGCCUGGGCAUGUGGGAGAUGUCUCUAUCUACACCUAUGUCUCUGUCAACCCUACAAAUGGUGCUAUCUAUGCCCUGAGGAGCUUCAACUACGAGCAGACAAAGCACUUUGAGUUCCGUGUGCUGGCCAAAGACUCUGGUUCACCCCACCGUGAAAGCAACGCCACAGUGCGUGUUACUGUGCUCGAUGUCAACGAUAACGCGCCCCUCAUUGUCCUUCCUGCCCUCAUCAAUGACACUGCCGAGCUGCAGGUACCACGCAAUGCUGGGGUGGGCUACCCUGUGGGGACCGUCCGCGCCCUGGACAGUGACUUUGGGGAGAGUGGGCGCCUCACAUAUGAGAUUGUGGAAGGCAAUGAGGAGCACUUCUUUGAGAUGGACCCCACUAGUGGUGAGAUACGCACCUUGCAUCCCUACUGGGAGGAGCUCAGCCCUGUGGCUGAACUGGUGGUAAAAGUCAGUGACCAUGGCAAGCCCAGCCUCUCUGCAGUGGCCAAGCUCAUAGUCAGGGCCUUGGCAGGGCCCCUGCCCGAGGCCGGUGAGCCACAGGUGAACGGUGAGCAGCACCGGCGACCACACUGGGACUUGUCACUGCCCCUUAUCGUCACGCUGAGCACUGUCUCCAUCAUCUUGCUGGCUGCCAUGAUCACUAUUGCUGUGAAGUGCAAGCGAGAGAACAAGGAGAUCCGCACCUAUAAUUGUCGCAUUGCUGAGUAUAGCCACCCUCAGCUGGGAGGAGGGGGAGGCAGUGGCGGGGGAGGAGGAGGCAGUGGCAGUGGAGGGGGCAAGGGCAAGAAGAAGAAGAUCAGCAAGAAUGACAUUAUGCUGGUACCCAGUGAGGGCGAGGACAGCCGGGGUCCCCUCAAUGUUAUGAACGUGGUGAGCAGCCCAUCCCUGGCCACCUCACCCAUGUACUUUGACUACCAGACCCGCCUGCCCCUCAGCUCUCCCAGGUCUGAGGUGAUGUACCUGAAGCCCGCCUCCAACAACCUGACUGUACCCCAGGGACAUGUGGGCUGCCACACCAGCUUCACAGGGCAAGGGACUAACGCCAGCGAGGCUCCCCCGAGCCGGAUGUCCAUAAUUCAGACAGACAAUUUUCCCGCAGAGCCCAAUUACAUGGGCAGCAGGCAGCAGUUUGUUCAAAGUAGCUCCACGUUCAAGGAUCCAGAAAGAGCCAGCUUGAGGGACAGCGGGCAUGGGGACAGUGAUCAGGCUGACAGUGACCAAGACACUAACAAAGGCUCCUGCUGUGACAUGUCUGUUAGGGAGGCACUCAAGAUGAAAACUACUUCAACUAAAAGCCAACCACUUGAACAAGCAUUCCCGACUUUGCUUUCCUUUGCUAUCCUCACCCUACAUACCAUCACAAGUAGACUUCAGUCUGUUGAUCUGCUUCUUUCAGAACAGCAAGGCAGAGGCCAAAGACCCAUUGUUGGGAUCUGUGGACCAGCCCGCUGUGAGGAUGGAAAAUUUUCAGAGCAAGAAGAAUGUGUUAACUGCACAGAUGAAUGCAGAGUGCUUGGUCAUUCUGACAGGUGUUGGAUGCCACAAUUUCCUGCAGCCAGUCAGGCUGAGAAUGCAGAUUAUCGCACAAAUCUCUUUGUACCCACAGUUGAAGCUAAUGUUGAGACUGAGACAUACGAAACUGUGAAUCCCACCGGGAAAAAGACUUUUUGUACAUUUGGGAAAGACAAGAGAGAGCACACUAUUCUCAUUGCCAAUGUUAAACCUUACUUAAAAGCCAAACGUGCCCUGAGUCCUCUGCUUCAGGAGGUUCCCUCAGCAUCGAGCAGCCCAACCAAGACAUGCAUUGAGCCUUGCACCUCAACAAAAGGACCACUGGAUGGUUGUGAAGUGAAAUCAGGAGCCUUGGCUGAACCCAGCAGCCAGUACUUGUCAACUGACAGUCAGUAUCUAUCGCCCAGUAAACAGUCAAAAGACACUUCCUUCAUUGCAUCAGAUCAGAUGGCUAGGGCCUUUGCAGAUGUACAUUCCCGAGUGAGCCGAGACUCGAGUGAGAUGGACUCUGUUCUGGAGCAGUUAGACCGUUCAGCCCGGGAUCUAGGCAGGGAGUCGGUGGAUGCCGAGGAAGUUGUGAGAGAAAUAGACAAGCUCUUGCAGGACUGUCGGGGAAGUGACCCUGUGGCCAUCAGAAAGUGAGGGGGAAAAUGGACAGGCUGACAGUUUGGUUCUUCUUCUGCUGAUUAAAAGUAAAUAAAUAAAUAAAUCCCCUGCUUGUAACAGAAUUAACAGGAAUGAAGGAAGACCAAUGCUGCUUUAAGGCUUUUAGUGAACAUCUGAAGUGCCCACAAGUAUGUUCUUUUCACUGCUCUUUCUUUUUGACAGAUAACACUGGUUUCAUUUUGACCAAACUUUCAUUAGGACAGAGUCAAGUACACCAAGAAUAAAAUGAAAGAAGGAAAGACAGUGCCAUUUUGACAAUCUGAUAGGAAGGUGUGAGAAAGAUGGAGUGGAAAUACGUGUGCUACUUUAAGACUGUCCUCAAAUAGCUGAUGCUGACUUUACUGUUUACGUAUAAACCCCAAGAAAAAAAGGGUUGAAUAAUGCUGAUCUGUGGUGGAUUUCCAGCAGUCACCACAGGCUUCUAUUGAAAGUCCUAUAAAGAGUUAUUGUAGUAGUCCAAGUGACAUCAAACAUUAACAUUCAUUUGUGGUAAAUAUUUAUGUACAAAGUUAUCUGCCACAAAUAUGGGAAAGAAAAAAAAGAACAAUAAAACAGAAAGAACCAUUCCAGAACAUUAUUCAAGGAAACAUAUCCUAAUCAUUAAUGAAACACUUCAUAUCAUAUUAAGGUUAAGUGUAAAAUGAUAUAGUCCAUCUUGUCCUGCACACACAUAAGCUAACUCACUUGAUAAAAAAGAAAAAAAAUUAAUAUCUAUUUAGCUUUUUAGUGUCCAACAAAGCUAUAAAUAGUUAGUGAUAAGUUUAAAAAAAAAAGGAAGUAAAAUAAAGUUUGAAAAAAAAAUAGAGUUACCUUAAGGGUAAUACAGAAAAGAAAUUAACAUUAUUAACACUUCUUUAUUCAUUUGUGGACACUAAAAUAGCUCAGGAGGGUGAAAAUGUCUUAGACAUCCACAAAAAUCACAUGGUCAUUUAAAUGUGCAAAUGUAAGAAAAUUCAGUGUGUUUACAUCAAAUGACAUAUUUUUAUUGAUUUAUUGCAGAUUCAGUGCAUAUGAGCCAAAUUGUUGAGUGUAUAAGAGCUAUAUUGUGUAUUUUAUUAAAUUAAUAUAUAGUUGUGUUGCAAAAAUAUUUGGGCUUAUAUUGUAAAUGGCAAGUGUUGCCUCGGUAGCUGUCGAACUCUAUGAGUUUUGUUUUUUCCUGCUUCCUUUUCCCCAUGGAAUAUGGGAAGCAGCGCCUCAGAGCAAAGUCUCUUGUUUAAUGUAUGGUCUACAAAGUACUGCAGUACAUAAUCUGUUCAAAAUGUGUUUGAGUGAGCUGAUGGAGCUAACUGAACAGCCUACAAAUACAUCCAUCAGUCAUGGUUAUGUGCAAGUCCUUGUAGAAGCUUCUAUUGCAAACUCAUGUGUAAUAACAAAAAUUACACUCGAGCCAACAGCUGGAACCUCCUUGGUUGUUUUUUUUUUUCAAACACAUGCAACCAGCCUGUUUAAUGUACGAUAUUUGACUGACUUUUUCAGAGAUGACACCAUUUCCAAAUUUUUGAUAUAAAAUUCAUAGAACUGGAAAAUGUUUCAGUACCGAUAUGGCGUAAGGAGUAUUUCAUCUGAUUCUUCAGAAUAUGCAAUUGCUUACUGCAGUUCUAGAUAAACACUGGUUAUUUUGGGGAGUGGUUUUAGUUUGAUUUUCACUUGAAUACUAUUUUCAGAUAACUUGGUAUAUAGUUUCUACUUUUUAUUAUUUUUUUUCUAAGAGUGUUUUUAUUGCAUUUGAAAAAUUCAAAAUUACUUUCAGGUAUAACUUAAAAAACAACACAUAUUCAAAAUGAACUUGCACAGAACAAGAAGAAGCAGAAGAAUAAAAUUACUAGCUCAGGAUAUACACUUCAGUUAGUCCGUUGAAAAUACCACUAUGGCACAUCGUUAAAAAGUUAGGUAUUGGGUUUAUUGAAUUUAAUCUGUACUAUAAAAACACUUAUAAAACAGAUUGUCACUCUGAAAUACCAUAAGCCAUAGUCUUUCAAGAAAGAAAGUUGACCCAACAGCCUAUUUUGGUUUUGAGAUUGCAUUUAAAUGGUGAUUCUUAGCUAGUUAGUCCUACAAUGAAUUGUCUUUGGGAGACAACCGUUCUGACAGUUUGCUUUUAGCUCCUCCUGUUAAAAAAAAUCCACUAUUACAUGUAAGAAAAGGAUCUUGUACAUGUCUUAUCAAGCUACUCUCCAUGUUUUGGACAAUUUAUGUAUCUAAAAUGUGGUGUUGUCUGUGUUAUAUAAUUUUAUUUUUUUGGCCAGGAGACCUGAGAUUGGUUUUGCUUGAUAGCUUGAUAGCUUGAAAUUCCAUUGUGGAGAGGAUUUCUUAUUGUUUGAUUGAUCUUUUAUACGUAUUUUCGUGGUGCCCAUCACUUCAGUGUCUGUGCACCAAAUCUUUAGCUCUGCCGGUGAGAUCCAUUAUUCAGCAAAAUCUAAGCCAAUAUGUAAAUGCAGUCAAGUGAUGGAGAUUUGUGUAUUUUAUAAAUGAUUUUAACACUGAAUAACCAAUUGUACAAUUCAUGUAUGUUUCUGAAGACAUAAAACCACAACAUUCUGAGAAAGGGCUGUGCCAAUGUACGAGGAAUUUACCUUAAGGCUCUCUGUCACUAGUGAUUUACUAGCUUUAGCUGUUUAACACAUUAUCUGUAUUUAGUAGUGAUUAUUUAUUUACCAGUCUGAGGUAAUUCAGAAUUCAUGACUCACAACUUUAUAGAAGAGUUUAGGAAACCUUACUUUUAUUUAAUUUGGCUUAUGACUGCCUUGUGUUGUAGAACUCUGGCAUACUGCUUCCAAUAAGGAUAUCCCAGGUUAAAAACUCUAUUUCACAAUUUAGAAUGGAUGCAUAAUGAACCAAUAAACCAGUAAAGCUUAUACAAUGUGAGUUUUACUGGUUCAGUCAAAAUUAACAUGAUUGUGUGUGAAGGAUAUACUGCACACAAAGGAAUUUAAAAAGUGUUUUUUCUCCAUGGUAUCUCUAGUAUCACCAUUGGAGAAAGAGGCAGCAAUGAAAGAUAAAAUUUUGGAGUUAUUUAGCUCAUUUCUUACAUAUAUGCUUUAUAAGAUUAGGAGAAAAUAUCCGCCACAUCAUUAUAAAGAGAAUGUUGGAGUUAAGGGAGACAAGUUAGAACAACUAAUAAAUUUGUACUGUGCACUGUGAAUAACGAAUAAGGCAUUCUAUAUAUUUUUUUAAUUAACAAAAGCCAGAAACUGGGAGUUCCUUAUACAAUUGGCCAAUCAAAUCAGAACUCAAAACCAGACCUUUUUUCCUUUUUUUUUUUUAAUUGGCAUAUUUAGCAGGAGAUUCUCCUGAACUGUGAUUUGCCACUUAAGAAUAGACAUUUCCCAGUCCAAGUUACCCUAGAAGUCAAAUGUUGCUCAUAGUGGAGCAAGAUGUAUCAUUCAAACAGUUUUCAUGCUGCUUGCUGUCAAAUGAAAGGGCAAUUGCUGAGGUCAAGUAGGAGUCUGAAGCCUAGCAUAACAUGCACAUGCUCAUUAUUGUUUAAUUACUUUCUUUUUACAUCAGGUAGUGAUUAUUAUUGCAUUAAUUUAAAUGGGAGUUUUGGCUAUCAAGAUUUGUUGAUUUGAAGUGUAAUUGAAUGAAAUCCGAUUAAGGUUUUGACUUCUCUGGCCCAAUUGUGAUACAGGUUGGCAUUCUCAUUUAUCAGCCCCUGUCUCCCCAUAUGGCUCAAAGUUGCACCAAUGACUGGUGAAUGACACAAAAACCCCCAAACAAAAGCAGCAUACAUUGUAUGGAUUUUCUCAACCGCUAUUGUUUAAUGGCUGUGUUUAAUGUGACCUAUCUGGAAAAUGAGGACUACGAAUAAAAAGCAAUUACUAAUAGUGGUGUUGCCUGCUUUUGCAUUCAUUAACACAGAAGAAAUGUGUUAAACACUGCAUACCACAGGGAGCCUGAUGGUAAUUACUUUGGAAAAGCAACUUGUGGCAAUGCGGCUGUUACAGCUAGUUAUCAGUUUGCCAAAAAAAUGACAGUUCCUGCUUCAUUUAUUAGAAAUGUGUAACUGUUUUCUCUCAACAGGAAAGUGGUGAAGAGUUUUCAUCAAGCUGGGUAGGUUUAUCUUUUAAGCAGCUGAUGCACUGAAUCCCUACAGGCUGUUAUUUGCUCAUAGAAACAUGGAGCUGAAUAAAGGAUAUUUUGGUUUAGUA
Molecule: messenger RNA, 9479 nt
Organism: Chiroxiphia lanceolata (lance-tailed manakin)
Lineage: Eukaryota; Metazoa; Chordata; Aves; Passeriformes; Pipridae
Gene: PCDH17
Product: protocadherin 17
Exons: 8
Coding region: 1618-5307 (1229 amino acids)
Biological process (GO): homophilic cell-cell adhesion
Cellular component (GO): plasma membrane
Molecular function (GO): calcium ion binding
Source: RefSeq, a predicted model, not a curated record